GAUAAGCCCCAAGUCGUGCAAUUUGUUUUUUUAAUUUCAUGUUUGCAAUUUACCGGUGAGCGUUCGGCAAUCCAAAUUGAAUAUAUUCUAUUAAAGUUAAAUAAAGCGAAAUUACGAAUUUAAGUAGUUCAAGCUUAUUAACUCGUACCUAAAUCAUACCGGAUAACCAAUCAAGUUGCAAACGAAAAUGAAAGGCACAGAGAAUUUCCCAAUUUUGAAAAAUGACAAUCUUCUGCGUGCUGCGCGAGGGGAAGCUGUAGACCGUGUUCCCGUUUGGGUGAUGCGUCAAGCGGGACGUUAUUUACCUGAAUUCCAAGAAGUGCGGAAGCAACAUGAUUUCUUCACGAUUUGUCGUACACCCGAAUUGGCAUGUGAGGUGACAAUGCAGCCGCUGAGGCGUUUUGAUUUGGAUGCAUCAAUAAUUUUUUCUGAUAUUCUUGUAAUACCGCAAGCCUUAGGAAUGACAGUUGAAAUGCACCCGGGAGUGGGUCCUGUUUUCCCCGAACCGUUACAAAGCCCUGCAGACUUAGCUAAGCUCACGCCAGAAGGAGCAGUAGGAAGAUUGACAUAUGUUGGUGAUGCUAUUACUAUGAUGCGCCACAUGUUGGAUGGGCGUGUGCCACUUAUUGGUUUCACGGGUGCACCGUGGACUUUAAUGGGCUAUAUGAUUGAAGGUGGCGGCAGUAAAACAAUGGCCAAAUCUAAAGCUUGGCUGUCUGAUUACCCAGAUGAUUCUAAGAAACUACUAAGCAUGUUAACAGAGUCUAUUGUUGACUACCUAGAAAUGCAGGUGAAAGCAGGCGCACAGYUAUUACAAAUAUUUGAAUCUUCAGCGGAACAUUUACAGAAGGAAGAUUUUCUUAAAUGGUCAGUGCCUUAUAUUAAAGAAAUUCGUGACAAAUUAACACAGCGACUUCAACAGCAAUCGGUACCAGUAGUGCCUAUGACAAUUUUUGCAAAAGGUGGGGGGCAUUCGCUGAAGGAGCAAGCUGCCUUGGGGUAUGAUGUUAUAGGGUUGGAUUGGACGGUGGAUCCAAUUGAAGCACGAAAGGAGGUAGGGCCUAAUAUUACCCUUCAAGGAAAUCUCGAUCCCCAAGAUAUGUAUAAAACACCAGAGGAAGUUCGCGCACUAACCACUGAAAUGGUGCAAAAAUUCGGAAAGGAACGUUACAUUGCAAAUCUUGGUCAUGGUAUUACCCCUCAAACUCCUAUAGUAAGCAUGGAAACAYUGGUCGACGCUGUGCAUAAAGCACUGUAAACAUAUUAUGUACAUACAUAUUUACAUGAGAACAAACUAAUGGUAUUGUUAAUUUUUAUAAAGUGGAUUAUUGUUUCGCUAGAAUAAAA
Bactrocera latifrons is the source of this 1347-nucleotide messenger RNA. RefSeq names its product uroporphyrinogen decarboxylase (gene Urod). Gene Ontology annotation, molecular function: uroporphyrinogen decarboxylase activity. The record is from RefSeq and is a predicted model, not a curated record. NCBI's taxonomy places the organism in Eukaryota, Metazoa, Arthropoda, Insecta, Diptera, Tephritidae. The transcript has 5 exons. Gene Ontology annotation, biological process: heme biosynthetic process. The coding region runs from base 188 to 1258 and encodes 356 amino acids. Gene Ontology annotation, cellular component: cytosol.